AUCACUUUCUAACCUCCAAACAUAAAAAACUGAAAUCUUUCUUGGGGGUUGUGCAACAAUUUCGUAUAUAAAGCAUAAUUUCACUCCGUGAGUUGAGUAAAAAUGAUAAAAGCGUAUUUGUGAUGAAUGGCUUCAAUUAACAGUCAACAUUCUGUGACUUAUUCCCACAAUGGCGUCUAGAGGAGCUAGAAAAAGAAGUAACCAGCAGUACUUUCAGGGUAAUGACGUGAGACUGUCAAAAACAUUGUCAUAUCUCCUCCGACAUGGUGCUGAAAAGGAAGGUUUUACCUUCACAGAAGGUGGAUUCCUUUACGUGGAUGAUGUGUUAAAGUGGUCUUCUUUAAAAACAUACACACAGGAAGAUAUACUGCGAGUUGUUGAAAAUAAUGACAAGAAAAGAUUCGCUGUUGAGCAGGAUGAAGACACAGGGAGAGUCAAGAUACGAGCAAACCAGGGGCAUAGUGUUCAGGUGGAAAAUCUUCAGCUGUCCCCCCUCAUAGAAGCCUCCCAGUACCCUGUUGUGAUACAUGGUACAUAUAGAAAAGCUUGGGAAUCCAUCAGAUCUCAGGGACUUAGUAAGAUGAAUAGAAACCAUAUUCAUUUUGCACCAGGUGAACCAGGAGACUCAGGGGUCAUCAGUGGAAUGCGAAAAAGUUGUCAAGUCCUCAUCUACUUGAAUUUACAAAAGGCAUUAGAAGAUGGUCUGCAGUUCUUUUUAUCAGACAAUAAUGUCAUCCUUAGUCCUGGCAACUGUGAUGGAAUUAUUUCACCAAAAUAUUUCUCCAAAGUUAUGGAUCGGGAGACUGGGCAGUCACUAGAUUUGCAUACUAACAGUUGACAAAUGAAAUUGUGGAAGACUGUUGACCAGUUUGUCAGCUGAUUUGGUUACUGCUUCAGGGGUUUUGAAAAGAACUGUGAUACAACCAAUGCAAAGGCAAAAGGCCUGUUGGAAUGACAAUUUAUUUGUAUUUUUUUCUUCUUUUGAAACCUUUUGUCAUAAAAUUUACAUCAGAACUGACUUUAAAUAAGGCCAGUGAUAAUGCCAUUGUUAAUGUUUCUGUUAACGGGUUUCCAAUUAAGGUUCUGUGCUAAUAUAGGAUUACUGAUAUGCAUUCAUUGGUACCAAUGAUAGAGGAAACCUGCUUGAAGUGUUUCUUUUAAGUAUUCUUGUAUUAAAUUCCAAGAGCCCCUAGUGAAGAGUAUGAACAUGUAUUUUAAGCAUCCUGUUAUUGCAUAACAUGUGAAAGUAAACUUAAUAUGUUUUGUUAAUCUGUUGAUUACAGAUAUGCGUGUGUUUAUUGAUAUGCAUUUAUUAUAGAAGUCAUCUUUUAGUGGAGGAAGACCGACUUACGUGAUAAGUUUACUUGUUACAAAUUUAUCUUGUAUUCAUAUACUAUUCUUCUUAUGCAUUAAUACGAGCCAGAAGUGGAUUAAAACUGAUUUCAACAUGUUUGCUAGUAAGGAGUGCAGUGGUCAGAGUACCGGUAGAUCCUCGCCAUUUAGAUUUUGGGGCUAUUGAUGCAUGUAUGUGCACGAUAAAUCUGGAUUCUGAAUCAUAAUUAUUUGAUUUGUAUUUAAUAAUGGUUUUGAUAAAGAGAUUUUUUCAA
Molecule: messenger RNA, 1607 nt
Organism: Lingula anatina
Lineage: Eukaryota; Metazoa; Brachiopoda; Lingulata; Lingulida; Lingulidae
Product: tRNA 2'-phosphotransferase 1
Biological process (GO): tRNA splicing, via endonucleolytic cleavage and ligation
Molecular function (GO): tRNA 2'-phosphotransferase activity
Source: RefSeq, a predicted model, not a curated record